Portunus trituberculatus (swimming crab) is the source of this 2467-nucleotide messenger RNA. Its product is annotated as acylphosphatase-2-like. Lineage: Eukaryota; Metazoa; Arthropoda; Malacostraca; Decapoda; Portunidae. The transcript is spliced from 4 exons. The record is from RefSeq and is a predicted model, not a curated record. The coding region runs from base 180 to 467 and encodes 95 amino acids. Gene Ontology annotation, molecular function: acylphosphatase activity.
GUCACCGAUGAGGGGCUGCCAGUAAGCUGCUGUCGCCCCGCUCAUUACUACACGUGCCUCUAAGGGCCUCCUCGGCGCCUCCUUCGUGAGAGGAAGAUAAGCCCGCGUGUGGUCGGUUGCUCGAGUCGCCGCCAGGGAGUUGCUGUUGUGUUACUGCCGCGAGAGUCUUUGCCGUCAAGAUGGAGAUGGCCUCUGCUGAUUAUGAGGUGUUUGGUAAGGUGCAAGGCUGCAAUUUCAUCAAGGCGGCCAAAGACAAGGCAGACAGCUUGGACCUCACGGGAUGGAUCAAGAACAACAAGACGGGCACGGUGGGCGGACGUAUUCAAGGCACCAAGGCCAACGUUGACCAGAUGGUGAAAUGGCUGAGUGAGGAGGGCAGCCCGGGCAGCGAGAUUGAGCGGUGCCAGCUGACUAACCAGCAAGCCAUCAUCCGCCCAGAUUACAACAAGUUCUUCCUCAGAUUCUAAGACAUCGCCUCACUCUACUCGACUUCCUUGAACUGUGUGUGUGUCAGCAGAGUGUUUCCAUCACCACCUGCCUUCGCGUCAACCUCUCCUCCCCCACGCAGGAACAAGACUGCAGACACCGUGAAUCUACAACGCAAAUGAUUUAGUUUAAGGAAGAAAAUGAAUGUACGAGUAUGUACUAACAGGAAAGAUGGUGCUUCAGUCGUAACAUCUGAUGCUUCUUCUCAACUUUAGUCCUUAUACGUGUUUUGCAUGAGUCUUUUCCAUUUAUUUCUGCCUCGUGCCAUCUCGCUUAUUCUUUAUGUCUCUCACGUCUUUAGUGUAACUUUUUCUCUUUAUCCUUGGUCUUCCUCUUCUUAGUAUUCCUGUCACUAGGUUUGGUAAGGAGAGCCAUCUUGAAGCGACUCAUGAAACUCUGAUGUGUCUUGCUGUGAGGCUCCGUCCGGAAAGCUUCGGUGGUUCGAAUCAAAACACCAUCCCUCAAGAAACGAAAUCUGGUUCACGGUGGUUCAAGGAGAACACACACACACACACACACACACACACAUACACACUUUUGUUUUCUUUCACCAAACUCCAUAAUUUCACUUCCUUCAAAUAAACGUCUCGAUAGAUUAGUAUUUAUAUCUAGCAGAAGUUUUGCGUUCAUUUAUCAUUUAUUUUCAUUCCUAGGUGUCAGUCGUGCAUGUAUAAUGAUAAGUUUUAGUUCCAAAUCUUACAAGUGGAAGUGAUAAAUAAUAACAUUGUCUGGACGGUAACAAUGGACGUGGCGAAAUGGGUCAAGUGACGGAGCGCAAAACUGUUAGGACUGGUUUUUUUUUUUUAUCCCGAGCCGGACUUGAGGCGGGUUUAUACGUAUCAAUUUGCGACCGAAACUGAAGUUCGGUAGAGUUUCCGAUUGAAUAUCGGUGUCUAGCGACUGGAAAAACCAGGCGCAAAACAAGACUAAUAUGUUGGUCUUGUUCAGUCGAUUUGCGACUUUGUUUACGUUGUGACGUCACAGAGAAAGGUUUGUAAAUGUGGUGUCGAUGUAGAGAAGAGGAUUUUUGGAGUUGGUGAGAGCACAUCUGGGACCCAAAAUGUGAAUUCUACAGCAAAAAAAGUUUACGCAAAUCGGCGUUCGAUGAGAUCGCUGCCACUCUCCAAUGACUGCUUCCCUCUAUGCAGGGUGUUGUUGGAGGUGAGGAUUGAACACUUGUAAGGGUUUAAUUUGAUUGCAAUCGUCAUCGUCACCUGAGGAAGACAUCUUGUUGAGUAGCUAAUUGUUUACAACCACUUCCUGCCAACCAGACGAUACUUCCCAGUCUCUAUGUGUGAACGUGUUCCGACGAGAACGGCUUAUAGUCGAUACUUCUAGUGACUUGCAAUUUCAGUCGCAUAUUGACACGUAUGACCCCGCCUUUAUGUCAGCGCCGGCACACCCCGGUUUGGCCGGAAGACAGCAUCUAGACACCUAACUAUAUGAAAAGUUUCAUUCUCCCAAAACUAAUCAUUUCAGAAGUGUUCAGGCAGCGUCAGUUAACUCGAGACAACUGGAGUAACAAGCACUUCUCAAGACGGAGAUUUCGAGACGCUGCUUCACUGUCUCUUGUAGUCUGUUAUGUACAGUAUUCUCUCUCUUUACUUGUUUAUUUACUUAUUUUAUUUUUCUAUUUCUUUUUUUUUUUUCGUCAGUUGAUGUUGCCUUUCACGAAUCCUUACACACUCACGCAUAAAAAAAGAUGAAUUAAUAAGAUGAAUAGAUAAAAACAUAAUCAAAGACUGGAUCUGACUGACUAGCGGGUAUUUGUCAAGAGAAGACCUGAGGCAGGUGUCACCCAGGCUGCCUCUGUCCUCCCUCCUCACCACGCUUCACGCAGCGCCACACACGCCCGUUCCUCUUCCACCGCCAGCGUAUGCCUACUGUAUGUAAACAUCUGUGAUUGAGUUUAUUUAAAGUAUGUAUUGUUUGUUAAAUAUUUAUUUUUUGACUUAUAAAUAAAUAUUUCACCUUAUGGGAA